Apodemus sylvaticus (European woodmouse) is the source of this 945-nucleotide messenger RNA. RefSeq names its product olfactory receptor 145-like. The record is from RefSeq and is a predicted model, not a curated record. The transcript has a single exon. Bases 1 to 945 code for a protein of 314 amino acids. Gene Ontology annotation, cellular component: membrane. Gene Ontology annotation, molecular function: G protein-coupled receptor activity; odorant binding; olfactory receptor activity. Lineage: Eukaryota; Metazoa; Chordata; Mammalia; Rodentia; Muridae. Gene Ontology annotation, biological process: sensory perception of smell; G protein-coupled receptor signaling pathway.
AUGACUUUGGGAAGAAUGGUGUUCAGAAAUGACUCUUCUGUGAAGGAGUUUAUCCUACUGGGCUUGACACAGCAGCCAGAGCUCCAGCUGCCUCUCUUCUUCCUCUUCUUGGGAAUCUAUGUGGUCUCCAUGGUGGGGAACCUGGGCUUGAUGGUUCUGAUAGUUUUGAAUACUCACCUGCACACCCCCAUGUACUACUUUCUAUUUAAUCUUUCCUUUAUUGAUUUCUGCUACUCCACAGUCAUAACCCCCAGAAUGCUGGUGGGUUUUGUGAAGCAGAACAUCGUCCCUCAUGCUGAGUGUUUGACUCAACUCUUUUUCUUCUGCUUCUUUGUUAUUGAUGAAUGCUACAUUUUGACAGCAAUGGCCUAUGACAGAUAUGCUGCCAUCUGUAAGCCCCUGCUUUACCAGGUUACCAUGUCCCAUCAGGUCUUCCACUUGAUGUUGGCAGGAGUGUAUUUGAUGGGGCUUCUGGGUGCCACAGCCCACACAUGUGGAGUGCUAACCCUGACAUUCUGUGAUGGCAACAUCAUCAAUCACUACAUGUGUGAUAUACCCCCUCUCCAGAAGCUCUCCUGCACAAGCACUGCAACCAAUGAGUUGGAAGUUUUCAUUGUUGUGGGUAUCAAUGUGCUAAUUCCAACCCUGACUCUCUUUAUUUCUUACACCUUGAUCAUUUUCAACAUCCUCAGCAUCCCUUCUGCAGAGGGUAGGUCAAAAGCCUUCAGUACCUGUGGCUCCCAUGUAAUAGCUGUUUCUUUUUUAUUUGGAGCUUCAGCCUUCAUGUAUCUUAAGCCUUCUAGGGCAUCUGAGGAUGAUGAUAAAAUUUCUGCCAUAUUUUAUACCAUUGUGGGCCCAAUGUUGAAUCCUUUCAUCUACAGUUUAAGGAAUAAGGAUGUACAUAUUGCACUGAGAAGAACCUUGAAGAAAAUCAUGUUUGUCUAA